Molecule: messenger RNA, 1137 nt
Organism: Thecamonas trahens ATCC 50062
Lineage: Eukaryota; Apusomonadida; Apusomonadidae
Exons: 2
Coding region: 1-1110 (369 amino acids)
Cellular component (GO): cytoplasm; eukaryotic translation initiation factor 3 complex
Molecular function (GO): translation initiation factor activity
Source: RefSeq, a predicted model, not a curated record
AUGGCAUCCGAUGACGACGACGUCGUGUACGAGAUCCCGGACGACGAGUGCGGAAGCAGGUGCGAGGUCGGCGACGCCGGCGCCGCGUCAUUUGGCGGCCCGUCGACUGGCGCGCGGUCUUCCGCGACCGUCGGUGACGCGGCGGCGGCCUUGGCUGUUGCCACCCGCCUGUCCGACGACGAGUUGUUGUCUUCGUCCAACUCGGGCGACAACAACGAGGUCAAGGAGGCGACAAAGACGGGGGAUAUGCCACCGCAGGCGCAGGUCGGUGCAGGUACCGGUGGCGCGGCUUGGGGCGAGUCUUCAGGCUCGGGCUCGGACACCAAGGACGCGUGGGACGACUCGUCGAGCGACGGUGAGGGCGAGGGCAAGAGCGGCGCUGACAAGAGCAAGACGAGCUCGGCGCCGGCGUACGGUCGAGUCGGCGGGAAGAAGAAGGGCAAGAACGCGCUGGGGAAGAAGGGCAAGAAGGGCAAGGGCAAGGGCGACAAGAAGAAGAAGGAGUACGGCACUGUCGAUCUGCCCGACUACGACCCGCACGCGGUCGGCAACGAGGGCAUGGGCAUCGGGGCAGAGGGCGACGACGAAGACGGAUUUGGCUUCGCCAAGCGCGCAGAUGCCAUCGCCGCCGAAAAGGCCCGCCGCCGCCAGCUCGAGGAGGAGUCCGACUUUGCCCACACCCUCGACACUUUUGCUGGCGUCGUCGCCGCCGGCCCCGUCGAGACGGUGUACAAGGAGGUCGAGACCGGCGUCGGGCCCGACUCCAUUGACGCCAUGAAGCCGUCGUCUGUCACCGACUUUAACGACUUUGCCGCUCGUGUCGCCGACAAGCUCACAGAGUUUAGCUCGUCCACCCACUACCUCGUCUGCAUGGAGAAGCUCAUCCGCUCCGCCACCGGCGACAUGAAGGUUGCAGACAUCCGCUCGCUCUCGCGCACCCUCAACGCCAUCGCCAACGAGAAGCAGAAGGAGGACAAGAAGUCUGCCAAGAAGGCCAAGAAGAAGAAGGGCGGCGUCGCCCUCAAGAUGCGCGCCAACAAGACCACCUCGGACUUUAUGGACGACCCCUACAUGGGCGACGACGGCGGCGACGACGACUUUUUCAUGUAAGCAAUGAAAUCCUGCCACGUAGCGCAA